UAGCAGAACCUGCAUGCGUAGAGAAGUGAGCCAAAAGUUAAAAGAUAUCAGCGGAUCUUUGGGGGGGGGGGGGAGAGGAGGGAAACAAUUGUUGUAUCAGACCUAAAAGAGAUGGCAGGCAUUAUUCACGAGUAGUGAAGGACUGAAAUCACACAAAUCCCCCUGCAAGCACAAAGCCAGUUCUUAUAUAAGAACAAACAUCCAGCACGUGACAUUCCUUAUGAAACAUACUGGGGUUGCUUUAACAGCGGUUCCUAAAAGGAAAAGCCACUACCUCUACAAAGGCAAAAGAAAGCACAGCAAAUACUUCUUUGAUUUAGUUCCCAAACAUAGGUGAGGCAUGCAGACUCCCAACUGGAAAGGCCUGUUCAGUGGGGGUAGUAAGUUAAAAUUUAACCACCAAUGACAAAUCCCUUUGCUGAUGUCAAAGUAGUGCAGGCACCCCCCACCCCCACCCCCAUGCUAGAAGAAGCUGAUCUGAGAAGGCUGAACAACUCAGGAGGAGACAUUCCAGCACAAUAUACAUGGCUUCAUCUGCGCAUAUGGCUCACUUUAAUGGUAAAGGGGCUAACAAAGAAAAAAGUGAUAACCCUACUGCUCACUUUCACCUUACUGAAGAGAAAAACAAGUGGGGAGAGAACUUGAUAAAAUCUGGGUCACUAUAACAAGCAACAAGGUAUGGGAACCGCAGCUCUUCCCCCUACCCUCCAAACAGGGGCUGAUGGGCAGGGAAUUUAAGAAGCUACAUCACAGGCAUGGAACAUGAAGACAAAAGUGAGAGUCUGCAGAACCUGGAGAAGUUUCAUGUUUCAGAAGAAUAUGGCUUUGUUCUCCCAGACCCACUGACAGAACUGCCAGAUUAUUAUGCUCCCUGGAUGGAUGUCGCAGCCAACUUGCCCCACCUGAUAGAGGGACAUCAGCUCCGCAGGGAAGUAGCAAAGAUGCCACUGCUCAGCACACAGUACCUGCGAGGACACAGGCAGCUGCGCCUGGCUCGCCUGGCUCUCGGCUUCAUCACAAUGGGAUAUGUAUGGCAAGGAGGCAGCAGACAGACAGUGAAGAUCCUUCCCAGAGUGCUUGCGGUGCCCUACUGCACGAUCUCAGAGCUUCUCGACCUGCCGCCCAUCCUCGUCUAUGCAGACUGUGUUUUGGCAAACUGGAAGAAGAGAGACCCCUGUGGACCCCUGAAUAUUGAGAAUCUGGACAUCCUGUUUUCAUUCCCUGGAGGGGACAGCAACAAAGGUUUCUUCAUAGUCUCUCUUCUUGUUGAAGCAGCAGCUGCAGCUGGAAUCAAGGCAAUCCCAAUCAUAGUCAAUGCCAUAUUGCACCGUGACCUUUGCUCCUUAGAAACAGCACUGCAGGAUGUGGUCUUGUCUAUAUGCAAGAUGUGUGAAGCUUUCAAACUAAUUCACGAGUGUGUAAAUCCAGGAGCUUUUUUCAGAUCCCUUCGCAUCUACCUCUCAGGCUGGAAAGACAGUUUCCUGAUGCCGGAGGGGCUGGUGUACGAGGGGGUGUGGGACAGCCCCAAGCAGUUCUCCGGCGGCAGUGCGGCACAGAGCUCUACGUUACAGUGCUUUGACGUACUGCUAGGAAUCCAGCACCGCACAGCCCAGGGGUUCUCGGCAGAGUACCUCGGUUGCAUGAGGGAUUACAUGCCAGCAGCUCACAGGGCCUUCAUUCAGACCCUAGCUUCUGGCCCAUCCCUCCGGCAGUUUGUCCUGGCAACAAAUGACGCAGGCCUGCAUGCAGCUUUCAACAAGUGCGUGUCGGCGCUGGUGGACCUACGGAGCUACCACAUACAGAUCGCCACCAAGUACAUCACCAUCCCGGCCGGGAAGUGCCGAGCAGAGCAGCAGCAGCAGCAGCAGCUCGGGGGCUGUGUCCACGAGAGCAUGUCAGUGCUCUCAGAAAGGGGAGCUGGUGGGACAGAGUUCAUGCAUUUUCUCAAAGCUGUCAGAGACACCACUCGAAAGGCACAGCUCACGGAGCAGGAGGCAACGGUGUUAUCACACUGA
This is a messenger RNA of Dermochelys coriacea (leatherback sea turtle), 2015 nucleotides long. It is a transcript of the gene IDO1, whose product is annotated as indoleamine 2,3-dioxygenase 1. The record is from RefSeq and is a predicted model, not a curated record. The transcript has 11 exons. Bases 756 to 2015 code for a protein of 419 amino acids. Gene Ontology annotation, molecular function: heme binding; L-tryptophan 2,3-dioxygenase activity; metal ion binding. NCBI's taxonomy places the organism in Eukaryota, Metazoa, Chordata, Testudines, Dermochelyidae. Gene Ontology annotation, biological process: 'de novo' NAD+ biosynthetic process from L-tryptophan. Gene Ontology annotation, cellular component: cytoplasm.